GCUGGAAAGAGAACCAACGAGGAAGACAACCCGGAAGAGGAGGUGUUUUCACUGCGGUGUCCACAUGUGUCCUGUAGUCAUGCUGAGUAAUGUAAGCAGAGGAUUAUAAAAGAGGUAAAACAGCGAUAUGAAGAGUGGACAAGUCUUAUAGCUCGUUAAAGACAGUGUUCGAAGAUGCUGAGUGAUACGGAGGCUGCAGAGCUGCUCUCCUUCCUAAGCCCCAGUACACGUCCUGAUGUCAAAAGUCACACCACAGGGUACAUCCUGGGACUGUCUGGAAACAGGGAUGGCUGUCGCUUCCUCCGCUCUAAACCUGACUUACUUGUUGCCAUGUUUGCGCUGACGUCUGACCCCUCUGUUGCUAUCGCGAAGGACUGUUUCCACAUCCUCGUCAACCUGUCAGCUGACGAGACUCUGCACCAGGUUUUGGUGGAAGAUGUCAAAGUUCUUCCGGUGUUGUUAAAGAAGCUUCUGGAUCCAGAGUACCUGUUCUCUGAUCGGAUCUGCUCCAUCCUGUCCAACCUGACCCGCCAUAAGAAGACCUGCAAGACUGUGUUCAAGGUCCUCCAAGAGGAGGUUGGUCUGCCGAAGCUGGUGGAGAUCUUCUGCACUGAAGGUUACAACGAGAAGGCUCAGCUCCACUAUCUGGGUUCUCUGUUGUCCAACCUGACACAGCUGCCCGAGACCAGGGACUACUUGAUGGACAAGGACAGGUGUGUAAUCCAGAGGUUGUUUCCCUUCACUCAGUAUCAGGCAUCAGCGGUGAGGAGGGGUGGAGUCGUCGGGACUCUGCGCAACUGUUGCUUUGACCACGUCCAUCAUGAGUGGUUGCUCAGCGACGCUGUGGACAUCCUGCCCUCCCUCCUGCUGCCACUGGCCGGUCCAGAGGAGCUGACGGAGGAGGAAAAUGACGGUCUGCCUGUGGACCUACAGUACCUCCCCGAGGACAAGAAGAGAGAAGAAGACCCCGACAUCAGAAAGAUGCUGCUGGAAACACUUUUACUGCUGACAGCGACCAGACCCGGCCGGGACAUACUGAAAGACAAGAACGCUUAUCUAAUCAUUAGAGAGUUACACCGCUGGGAGAAGGACGUCCACGUUGCAGCAGCCUGUGAGAAACUGGUCCAGGUGCUGAUAGGAGACGAGCCAGAGCAGGGGAUGGACAACCUGAUGGAGGUGGAGAUUCCUGAGGACGUGGAGGUGAAACUGAAGGAGGCAGACACCAAAGAACAGCAGGAGCUGGAGAAAGAGGCGGAGCAGAUGAGACAGGAGGAGGAGGAGGAGAGGAAGAAGAAGAGUGAUGCAGAGGAGACAGACAAAGAACAGGAGAGUGGACUGAUUCGAUAAAGCCUGUUUUUAGAACUGGCUUCAUCUACUGUAUCUGUUAAAGUGAUGGCUUUUUGUCGUUGUUCAUUACGACUUUAUUCAAGACGUGACAAGACGUUUAGAAAAAGCCACGAUGCUGUGUGAUCUCUGUCAGCUGGUCCACAGACGGAGCGGUAUCACUGCUGGAGAACAGCACUGAGUUGAAAAGGCUACAUCAUUUAUUACUGAAUUUAUUUGCUAUUCCUCUUUCUUACACCACAAGGGGAAAAAAUAAUUUCAUAGAUGGAUCUAACAUCAGAAAAAGUCUCAACAUCUCAUAAUUGCCUCAUUCACAGUGUUUCAUGAUUUUAUUAUCAUUUUUAUUAAAAAUGACAA
Messenger RNA from Sebastes umbrosus (honeycomb rockfish), 1701 nucleotides. RefSeq names its product HGH1 homolog (S. cerevisiae) (gene hgh1). Bases 175 to 1347 code for a protein of 390 amino acids. Lineage: Eukaryota; Metazoa; Chordata; Actinopteri; Perciformes; Sebastidae. The record is from RefSeq and is a predicted model, not a curated record. The transcript is spliced from 10 exons.